AUGUCCCUCUAUACUUGUGCAGAUGUGGACCGACGUCGUGCAAAUGUGGAAGUGAUAAUGCCUCAGCUUGACACUGAAAGAGAUGUUCCUCCAGAAUCUGUUGGGUCAGAUGCUGCCUCAUCUGCUUUAGAUAAUCCUUCCCUAAUUGAGAGGGCUAUAGAAAAACUACCUCCAGAUCUACAAACCCAAGCUGUUGGCAAAAAGAGGAAGGCAAGGUCACAAGACCCAGGAUGGAAGUAUGGGUGGUGGGAAGAUCUAACCAAGAAAGACUUUGUGACAUGUAUAUUUUGCAGGAAGAUGGUGCCUUCGGGCAUAAGUAGGUUCAAGCAUCACCUUGCUGGAUGCUAUGGAGAUGUUCUUGGCUGUCCUAGAUGUCCAGAAAUAGUUAAGAAAAAGAUGUUGGCUUACUUCAAAAAGAAUUCAAGGAUUGUUCCUGUGGCGGCACAAGUUGAAGAUGAAGAGGAACAAGUUGAUGCUGUUGUAGAAGAAGCUGAAGCUGCAGCUGAACCAGUACCAAGUUCUGGAAUAAAAGUUAAGCAAGUCAAGAAGAAGAUUGCUCAGGCUAGCAUAAGUGCUGCAGCAAAACCAGGAACUCAAAAAUAUUCUAGGUCACCUCAAGAAGGCCGGCGUGUCGAGAACAUUAUCCUUUCAGUUCAGUUUUGGGGUAAAGGUGAAUCAUGCCUAAAAGCUUCACAACCACUUCUUGUUGCACUAAGGAUAGCAGAUGAAGAUGAGACACCAGCAGCUGCUGAGAUUAUGACAGCCAUGGAUGUUGCAAAGGCUGCAAUCAAGGAAUCUUUGAAACACAAACCAGAAUUCCUCAAACAAGUGCUACAUUAUUAUGAUAAUAGAUGGGAAAAUCAAAUGGAGCAGAAGCUGUAUGGAGCAACCCUCUUCUUAAAUCCAAGCAAAUUCUUUGCCAUAAAGAAAAAAAACAUGAGACAAGCUUCGAGGUUGAGGCUAAUGUUUAAUCAAGUUAUGUGGAAGAUGGUGAGUGAGGAGGAGGAGCAAAACAAGAUAAGCAUGCAGGCUGAUGACUAUGAGAGGGCUGAAGGUGAAUCAUUCUCCAUGCAAGGAGCAAUAAGAGAUAGAGAUAGAAAAAAUCCUAUUCUUUGGUGGGGUGCUUAUGGUGGCGCGACAUUUGAGCUCCGGUGUUUAGCAAAAAGGAUUGUUAGCCUGUGUUGCCCUGCAUCUGGAUGCGAGCGUAAUUGGAGUGAUUUUUCUGCUCAAGGUGGUGUUCAGCAAGGUGGUGGCAAUUUGACUUGGGCACAAGUGGAUGAAGCUAUUGGUGCAACUCAGGAGCUAGAGGGACGUAACAUGCCCCGGGCUGCUCAUGCUGCCCCUGUGAGUCAGACAUAUCAGAGGACCAGGAAGCGUCCGAGGACAACGAUUUCAGAUAUUGAUGAAGAUGGUGAUGAGCGCCAAGAUCAGAAUGCUGAAUCCAAUUCAGCGACAUUAAUGGAGGAGGAUGAAGUUGCUGCAGCUGAAGAUGGAGAUGAAGGCUUUCGUGUCAAUGAUGAUUUGCUUGAUUAG
Molecule: messenger RNA, 1533 nt
Organism: Striga hermonthica
Lineage: Eukaryota; Viridiplantae; Streptophyta; Magnoliopsida; Lamiales; Orobanchaceae
Source: the annotation of a GenBank genome assembly